Molecule: messenger RNA, 2218 nt
Organism: Stereum hirsutum FP-91666 SS1
Lineage: Eukaryota; Fungi; Basidiomycota; Agaricomycetes; Russulales; Stereaceae
Exons: 13
Coding region: 1-2037 (678 amino acids)
Source: RefSeq, a predicted model, not a curated record
AUGUCAAACACAAACAGACCCGAUCUGUCCUCCGAUGCUCUUUGGUAUGAGCGUGCCACUCUAAUAGGCGGCCUUGCAUGUUGGAUGACUUUUGGGAUGAUCUGUGUUGUCUGUCUGCAGACCAUGCAUCUCCUCAUCGAGGAUCCUCCCAGACGAGGGACUAAGCGAAACAAGACGCUCAUCGUGUUCACACUCGUGAUGUUCUCCCUUGCUGUAGCAUACGCUGGAUCGUAUGCGCGCAACUAUCAGUUGGAGUUCAUCGAUAACCGUGACUAUCCUGGUGGGCCGAUGGCCUGGGGACGAACCCAGUACGCAAGUGGGCCUCUUGCGGCGUUCAACGUGAUCGGCGUGGUGAUCUCAUGGUUGGCUGACGGAUUUUUAUUGUAUCGCUGCCUAGCGAUAUUUCGCUUCAAAUAUUACCUCCUAAUAUCCCUGGUAUUAGUGUACCUUGCCAACAUAGUAUUUGGCAUUUUCUUUCUUUGGGAGUCCAUGCGACCUGGCGCCAGCGUUUACAGUAACAACACCGUUGACUGGGGGCUUGCUCAUAUGUUCCUCACCGCCGCUCUCAACAUCAUUCUUCCGACCCUUAUCGCCGGCCGCCUAUUAUUAUUUAGACGAAGACUUCGAGAAGCGCUUGAAGAUUCUGACGCCUUGUCCGCGCCCUACGUGUCAAUUGCAGCCAUGGUGAUUGAAAGCUCCAUGAUCUGUGCCGUCUCGUCCAUUGUCCUCGCAAUACCAUAUGCGCUCAAUAGUCAUGUGGUCAACAUAGUUGGGCCAUCGAGCUUCCUCAUGCCUGUUCUUUCCACCAUCCUCAUCAACAUGCGAGUCGCAUUACGCCGCGCUUGGGACUCACGGACCAUGGCAGCAGCAUCUUCGUGCCUCUCCGGCCCUCAGCGGGCAAUGACAUCACUGGAGUUUGUCGGAACCGCGCAAGGACUUGAGAGUUUUGCAGAGAUGGAGGAAAGCGGCAGUGCCGAUGGCAGAGGGCUCAUGGGAAUGACUGCCACGAGGGAAGCCGUACGUGGAACAGAACAAGAAGUGAUAUCUGUUGUAACGAAGAAGUGUAUCACAAGGGGCAAAGAUAUGAGAUCAUCGUCUGAACUGGUUCGAGUUGUUAAGAGGAGGAUCGACGAAGAAGAGACAACUGAGAAUACACUCGCGCACUCCGCGUGUGGCCCAACGCGACACGUUUUCUUCCUUCCGCUCGCAAUGAGUAUACUCCUUUAUUUGUUCUUCGGCCUCUUUGCCAUAUUUCUUCUCUUUUUGAACAAGAAGAAAUCAAAAGCUCUGGUGACAUCUACUGGCACGUUCUCCCCGACAGCGAAGCUCUGUCGGCCAAAAGAGAACAGAGAUGAUUGUCAAGUCUGUAGUAAGACGCCCGAGGGUGAUGAGUCUCUGAAACGAUGUUCUAUCUGUAAGAACAGGUUUUACUGUAGUUCCCGAUGUCAGAAGCGAGACUGGAAAAAGCAUAAAGUGGACUGCUCCUUAUUACCAUCUGAGCCUAUAGAACUACCUAUCAGUUUUGUACCGGUUGAAGAACUAGAUGCGGAGGUCGCAAGGUCGAGAGAGAUGUUGGGAAGGGUAUGGAACGAAUUGGAGGAGGCUGAAAAGGCGGGGCCCCUUUCAAAAGCUCAAGCCAGGGAGCUGCCUGUCAUUAAAGACCUCGCAGCCUACACUCUUUCACCAUCGUUGACCUAUCCCAACCCUAACUCUCUACCCCCUCUCUCGCACACAACUGCUUCCAUCACCCGUCUCUUCUUCCUGCACGAGAUCGCCCACAUCCGUCAAAAAUCAUCCUCCGAUGAGGACUUCGCUAAAGCACUCGAGCCACUCGAGACUUUCUUCGAUACACUUCAGAUGCCUUCCGAUUUUCCACAGUUGUUGGGCACGAAGGUGGUACGGAGACCAGGCGAGUUGAGUUCUGGAGAGUAUCAUAUAUUGAAGCAGGUCAUUAUUAUGAAGAUGAUCCCAGACAACAAGGAGAGUGCGGACAAGUGGUAUGAGCUGCUGAAGGUUACAAAGAAGGUGCUCAAUUAAGUCGGAAUGUUUGGGUGCUCUUGUUUCGUGCGGUGCAUCCAGGGAUCCAAUCUUUUCUCAAUUUCCCCUGAGCCUUUCGAUAUCUAUCAGAUUUUACGGAUGUACGGGCACACAUAUGUAUCAUAUAUUUAUUUAUGUCGGUAGUUGGGCCACGCAAAUCCACAAAAGUUAUAUAUAGCCG